UUUACAGAGUUAAAAAAGGGUAUAAAUCUUCCUAAAACCAAUUCAGAAUGGCUAACGGCUAACGAACAUUUCAAAUUUUCACUAAUGUCUAAUCCACCAAUCACAAGUGACGAUUUAAAUAUAUCAAUUAAACUACUAAAUGACACCAUUUACACCUACUUUGCUGGAAACUUCGGGUUUGUGGAACGUCUGCCGGAUAAAUUACUCAAUGACAAAUACAAGGAUCACAGCAUAAAGGACUUGAACAAAGCAUUGAAACUACUUAAAUUAUCCAACUUUGAACUUGCCGAAAUUAGAUAUGUCUCUCGUCUCGUGCGAAAUAAGCUCAAAUCUAACACAACUAAUGAUAACAUGCAUAAUAGUACCGAUGAGUCGUUUAACCACGAUAAAUACUUUGAACGUAAUUUCUGGAGAUAUGUCAAGAGAGUCAUAAAUUGCAGUGAAUCGAUUCUCCCUGCCUUCAAUAUGGACGACUGUUUAAAGUACUUUAAGACAGUCCUGACUAAGGUCAACCCAAACAAAAUAUUUCAAAUUCCAAGUUGGAUUCCAAUGUUACACGAUCCCAUUACCGAAUUUUACCUUGAACCUCCAACUUACCGACAAAUAACAAACAUUAUUCGCAAAAUGAAAACAUCUGGCUCACCUUGCUGCCUCCUCCACAGGCGUCUAUUAUUCCGGCUAUUGAAAGUGGAAAAUCAUUCUGCUAUUUAG
Messenger RNA from Paramuricea clavata, 711 nucleotides. The record is from the annotation of a GenBank genome assembly. NCBI's taxonomy places the organism in Eukaryota, Metazoa, Cnidaria, Anthozoa, Malacalcyonacea, Plexauridae.